Messenger RNA from Hippopotamus amphibius kiboko, 5091 nucleotides. RefSeq names its product beta-1,4-galactosyltransferase 6 (gene B4GALT6). The transcript is spliced from 8 exons. Lineage: Eukaryota; Metazoa; Chordata; Mammalia; Artiodactyla; Hippopotamidae. Gene Ontology annotation, molecular function: UDP-galactose:glucosylceramide beta-1,4-galactosyltransferase activity. Gene Ontology annotation, biological process: glycosphingolipid biosynthetic process; carbohydrate metabolic process. Bases 1074 to 1802 code for a protein of 242 amino acids. The record is from RefSeq and is a predicted model, not a curated record.
AACACCGCAGGUCCCGGUGGAAGAUGCAGCACUGGUCAGAUGCCUUGCAGAGGCAAGAUUAUUUCUAAAGAGGAGGUUGAAAGAGGAGGAAGGUGAUGCUUUUCAGGUCAUUAAAGUGAAGUGUUUAUCUGUCACGUUGCCUAUGUUCUAUUCAGGGUUCAGGUGGAGGCCUGAACUAAGGCUUAAAGAACCAGGUAGUUGCUCGAUGCAGUUAUCUGCUUGGAGGCCUGCAGUUCUGUUUCUAGUCCAAGGUUCAUCAAAGAUGGGUAUUAGCCACCUGUUUCAGAGCUACGUGGGGUGUUUGGUAAAAAUGAAAAUUCUCAAACUCAGUCCUAGACAUUCUGAUUCUACUGGUGCAUUUUUUAUCAAAUGCCUCCUGUUUAAGAAGCUCCUGAAGGCACUGGAAUGGGGAGGGGGACUGGAGGGGGGAGGGACCUGCAACACUGCAGGAGGAUGAAGGCUUAGCAGCUUCUUUGUCCCAGCCAUGGCAGACAGCUAAUGCACCCUUCAAGUAGGCAAGUCUGAAGCCGUGUCAUUUGGGGACACCGUAGCGGAUGGUGUGCUUGAAGUUUGAAAGUAGGACAGAAUCUUGGUGGGGAAAAUUUAUGUCGUCAACAUUUUUCUUGCAAAUCUCUUCAUGGUGAGUGUAGGAGAAAAUGAGGAUAGAAGAAAAAUAGGUGCAUAAAUUCAGUGAGAUUAGUGGUUUUAAAGUGGGAGCACACUGAAUGUGGAUAAUUUUUCUUGAACAAGAGGUGGUGAGGUGAGAUUCAUGAAGAUGACUAUUGUUUUUCCGAAGAUGAUGACCAGAUGUUCUUUACCUCCAGUGGAGAUGUGUCAGCAGGCUCCAGCAGCAAAUCAGGGCACACGUGAGAAAGAAAUGACCACGGAAAGCUGAGGUCUUCUUUUUCUAGACAGCAGCCAACUUGUGGCCAAAUUCACAACCAAGAAGGCAAGCUCGACCCUGAUUUUGCCAGAAGUUAUCACACCUGAUACACUUCAGAUAAGGAUAAAGACCACAGUCCCUAGACCGGCCCUCAGAGCCAUUUGCACGUCUCAGGUUCACAAGAGCACAGAUGGCACAGAGGCAGGGGCCUUGUCUGGUUUUGCUCGGUGUUGGAUCUCUGGUGGCCGUUCUCAUUCCUUUCCGUAAUCGCCAUGAACAUCUUCCGAUUUUUUUCUUGCAUCUGAUUCCAAUGCUCCAAAAACAGCGGCUCGAAUUUGCCUUUUACGUCAUUGAACAGACUGGCACACAGCCUUUUAACCGAGCAAUGCUCUUCAAUGUGGGCUUCAAAGAGGCCAUGAAAGACAGUGUCUGGGACUGUGUAAUCUUCCACGAUGUGGAUCAUCUGCCUGAAAAUGACCGGAACUAUUACGGAUGUGGAGAAAUGCCACGUCAUUUUGCAGCCAAGCUGGAUAAAUACAUGUAUAUUCUUCCUUAUAAAGAGUUCUUUGGUGGUGUAAGUGGACUGACGGCGGAGCAGUUCAGAAAGAUCAAUGGUUUUCCUAAUGCCUUCUGGGGAUGGGGAGGAGAAGACGAUGACCUUUGGAAUAGGGUUCACUUUGCUGGAUAUAAUGUGACGAGACCAGAGGGGGACCUGGGAAAGUACAAGUCUAUUCCUCAUCACCAUCGAGGUGAAGUCCAGUUCUUAGGACGGUAUAAGUUACUAAGAUACUCAAAAGAGCGCCAGUACAUCGAUGGGUUGAACAAUUUAGUAUAUACGCCAAAAAUACUGGUUGAUAGGUUGUAUACAAAUAUAUCUGUAAACCUCAUGCCAGAGUUAGCUCCAAUCGAAGACUAUUAAAAGAAGUAGCUCUCAUGGCAAGAUAGACCACAGUGCUGGAUUGGAAACUUGGAGUGCACCCUUAAUGGAGGUCUAUGAAUGGAUGUGUCACAGUGCCCUGGGUGGUAAGAAGAAGAGUCUGCAUUCUCAGUGUUUACUUGUGGGAUUGUAUGCAGUCAGUCUUGCAACCCACCCAUCCUCUACCCUGAGACACACCCCAUGGUGAGCACUGCAGAGAUGACAUGCUGUUGCUUAAGUCUGGCGGUCAAGAGAGCUCCCUACAAAGAGAAAAUUUUUAUAUUAAAAUCUAUAAUUUAAUUCAAGAGAAUGCUUUAUUUCCAUUUAAACAUAUUUUGUACAUAUGUGAUGUAAAUUAAUGUGUUCAAAUUGUUGAAGAAUAAGAUGUGUUGCAGUUUUGCAUGUAAUGGGUUAUGCCUUUAUGGGACUUUUAUAAACAUUUUUUAUUUGCAUGGAAUAAAACAAUGUAAAUUUAUGUCACUAAACAAAGGUUAACCUUGUGUGAAUGAAGACUGUCAGUAGUUGACAGCCAACUAAUACAGUACACUGUUAAACUAGUUUUGAGCUUUAGACUUUCAGCUUUUUGUGUGGAAGAAGUCACAGCUUCCUUAGGGUUUUAAAGGGUAAGGAGAAAGGACUUAGCUUUUCUUCCUACCAGGAUUAUCUAUUUUUUUUUCCUUGCUUGCAAUCUCAUCAGAUUUUGCUGAAUCACAACCAUAUUGUUUAUGCAUAUUGCAUGAGUAUUAUUACCAAGAAAAUCUUAAAAGUUGUGAUGUGACAUGAUAUAAAGGACCUCUUUAUGUUAAAUGUCUCUCAUGUACCUCUGGUGUAAGUGUCAGGGAUUUUGUGCCUCAAAAAAUGUUCUCAAGGUUGCGUGUGGUUGUACACUGUAUUUUUUUAAUUCAUAGUGAAUAGCACUUUUAUUAUUUCCAGUUCAGAAGAGCCAAAAAAAACUUCAUUUAAAAAAAGCAAAACAAUUUUUUUAAAAGAUUGAGUUAUGGAAAACCCAGUAGUACUUAAAACAUACAGAUGAAUUAUACUAUUAGAUAAGAAAUUAAAUGUUCUAUUUUUAUGAAGAUAAAUGCUUAGUAGAUAAAAGCAAAUUCUAAGUUUAAUUAUCAAACUCCAUAGAAUUUCAGGUUUGGAAUGGAUCCUUUUUAAUGUCGGCCAGUUUCAUUCAAGGUACAUGUAUUUUUUUUCACUUUCAAGAUAUUACAUCUCUGGUGUUGAUUAAAAUUUCCUCACUAAAAGCAUAAAUUAAUAGAAUUAUAUUAAAAUAUGUUAUGAGUUCUUUAAAUGCAUUGGUGUUAUUAAGACACUUCUCUAAAAACAGGUCUCUCUACCUGACAUCAAGUAUAUUACUUAAUCUUGAAUUUGGAUGGCAUUUUCAUAGCAAAACCAAAUCAUAUCCUUACUUUGAAAACUAUCAGUUAUGGUUAACCAAAGAUUCUUUAAAACAUCUUAAGAUAUUUUCACAAAUUUAAAACAAAAAGUUACAUAUCUAUAAAGUGAAUCUUCAACAACAGUGAGGAACAAUAGAAGUGGAUUAUUCACCUAACACAGAACUCUCUCAGGUGGUAAGUUUAAUUCUGAAGUUGUCAUUUUCUUUGGCAAAUGUUGGUAACAAAUGACCACAAACCAAAUCAUAAGAUGACUGAAAUUCUUAUACUUUGAGAAAACUGAUAGCUCUCUAUUAUGAUGCCAAACAGAAUUGUUCCACGUUUAUUUCUUAGAAAUAUUUCCAAAAUAUUUGUUUUUCAUUUUUUUUGCUGGUACUCAGAAUAAUGAAAAAUCAGCCUUUCCAAAAAGUAAGAUAUUUGUUCUUAAAUUAUGUAUCUGUUCAUUUUGUGUCUUGUGGCCAACGUAGUUUUUUAAUUUGAUGAAAGAAAGUAGAUUGGGAAAGUUAGCAUUUGUUGAUCACUAACAAGAUAGUAGGGGCAUAGGAGCAUAAUUAACCCAACAAUACUUAAAUAUUUUAGUUGUGGGGGAAAUUAGGGCUAUUUCUGAGUCUUAUUAGGAAAACAUAUUUUUCUCUUUAAUAUGGAGCUGCCCACAUUUUGGAAUCUUCUCAUUUUGAUACACAUUUUUAUAGUUUCAAGAAAACGCCAUUCUACUAGUGUUUGUUUUAUUUUCUUGGAUUAAGUCUAGAAAUAAUUUUUGUUUUAGGAGUAGGCCGUGAAUAUACUUGCUUUUUUCAGUUUUGAAUACGGUGUGUCAUCCUGUGAAAGCCAUCUCAUUAGUUCUCUUUUUUCUCUUUUGUUUUUUGUUUUUGUUUUGCUUUUUAAGUGCAGACCUCAAAUUGAUUUUUGCCUAUAAAUAGUAACUUUUAUAUGUUUGCAUAUAAGUGACAGAGCUUUGCCCAGUUAUCUUCAUUGUAUGAAAAUAACCCUAUUCCAUAAAAAUUAACAAAUACAUUGCAAAUGCAGACUAUCUUUAUAGUUUGGUCGAUUGAUUAGUGAACGUGUAUUGAUUACCUAGUCUAUCAGGUGCAAUGCUAGGUAUGUGUACAGAAAAUAUAUUAUUUCAUUUCUAAAUAAAUCAAGUCAAGCAAGUUGAAACCUUUCUAAAAUUAUGAAAACAUCCUCUGAUAACUUAUGUGUUGUAUUUCUUAGUCUCAAAGUCAAGAAACAUAAUGUGGACAUAGUUAUGAGCUCCCUGUGGCACUACUGGGAAAGUUACAUAGUGCCUUUCAACUAGAGAAAGUAGUAAUGAUUAAUGGGCCUGUUUAUAGAAAAGAAAAGGAAAAAGUACACAUUUGCUGUAACAUUAUGUCUCAUUCACAGUUAAGUCUUUGCCAAAACUGGGGUUUAAUGAAUAUAUUUUAAGUCUAAAUAUAAAUUUCUGUUUGUAUUUUGUGAAAAGGUAUUCAGUAAGUAAACCUUAUUUGCAAUAUUACAUUAAUUCAAAAUUGUGUAUUAAAACUUGAUUAUUCUCCUUUCCCAGCAAAGAUAUUGAUAUCCAUUUUAAAACAAAAUGGAAGAAUAUCCAAUACAAUAUUCUCCUUCUUUUGGAGCCUCUGUACAAGUGAAAGCAGAUUUUGUGUCAUUUUAUGUGGCCUUUGCCUAUCUCUGUUAUAUUUCAUUGUAUACUUUUCAGACAAAUACUGGUACUCUAGAGUCCUUAUCUUGUAUUUGCAGAUAUGCCGGUGAGAGGACUAAAAUGGUCAUAGUGUUUACCAGAAAAAGGAAGUGUACUUAAGAGUAUUUUAUUUAUUAAGAUCUGAAAGGCUUCUAUAUAAAUGCACUGAAAUAAAUGCUAGUAAUUUCUUGUACUCUCAUUUUUUUUUUUUUGC